Paramecium primaurelia is the source of this 775-nucleotide messenger RNA. NCBI's taxonomy places the organism in Eukaryota, Ciliophora, Oligohymenophorea, Peniculida, Parameciidae. The record is from the annotation of a GenBank genome assembly.
AUGAAAUCUCACAACUAAGGUAGAUAAGAUUUUUUAUAAUGGAUAAAUGAAUUAACUGAAUGUGAUUAUCCUAAGGUUGAGGUAAUAUUUAAAUUUUAAAUUAGUUAUUAUCUGAUGGGAUUGGUUAUUGUUAAAUAAUAGAUGCAUUACAUCCAGGAGCCAUAUAUCUUUCAAAAUUAAAUUUUAUGGCUAGAUUUCCAGAUGAAUACACUAAGAAUUUAAAAGUAGAUUGUAAUAUUUAAUAGAGGUUCUUGAUGAUGCAUUUUCUAAACUUAAAAUUGAUAAAGUUGUUCCAAUUGAUAAAUUAAGUAAAUGCAAAUUUUAAGAUAAUAUGACAUUUUUAUAGUGGAUGUAUAAUUAUGCUUCUAAAGUUAAUCCAUUUGUUAAAAAUUAUCGUGGUUAUUAAAGAAGAUUAGAAGCUUUUGAAAAAUAACAUCAUGGUCGUUAUACACAAAUGAGUGCUCAUCUGAUUCCAAAUACUGAAUUUUUAAAAUUUAAAUAGACAGAUAUUGAUGGCAGAACAUUUUUAAAAGUUGAAUCUACAAAAGCUUAAUAAGCUGAAGAAGCAAUCAAAGAAUUAGAAAUUGAUAUCAAAAACAAAAUGGAUUAUAAUUGGAAAUUAAUAUAUGCUUUAGAUGAUCUUUAAUAUUAAAGAGAUGUAUUAUAUGGAUUAUUAACAAAAAUUGAUUAAUGUGUUUAAAAAAGUAAUGAUCCUGCAGCUAUUAAAAUGCAUAAUGUCAUAAUGGAAGAACCUAUAGAUUUUUCUGAAAAAUGA